Molecule: messenger RNA, 951 nt
Organism: Candidozyma haemuli
Lineage: Eukaryota; Fungi; Ascomycota; Pichiomycetes; Serinales; Metschnikowiaceae
Exons: 2
Coding region: 1-951 (316 amino acids)
Biological process (GO): regulation of DNA-templated transcription
Cellular component (GO): nucleus; cytosol
Source: RefSeq, a predicted model, not a curated record
AUGACAAGAUUGGGAGCUGUGGUGUCCAAAGACAGUCAUCUUCAAUUGAGAGGUAUUGAUUUUUUUAUUCCCUGCUUCUCACUUGCAUGUGCUGAUCCCAAGAAGGUAUCUCACAUUUUCCUAGAGGACUUGAAUCAGUAUGUUCCGGACCCUGGCAUCUCGUACCUUAUCAGGCUUCCAGAUGGCAUGGAGCCAAGUGAAUUCUUAAGUCAAUUAUCCUCCAUGGAUGCCUCUUUUGUAGUGGUCGUGCCAGUAAUCGAGAAUUGGCAUUAUUGGAACGUCCUACAGCAAUUCCAAGACCGUGUUGAUUACGUCUUAGAUGCUAGGUCGCAACUCUCUUCGGAAUGGAUGGAAAGGUUUAAAAGCUUAAAGUUUACUGCUGUCACAAUAAUCAGCCCAUCCUUUGAAACUUUAGCUUUAAAGAAAACCCAGCCUGAUUUGCUUCUAUUGCCUACCGAUCUUGACGUGGAAGGCGUCGCCAAGGGACGUGAACACGCUACUGCUCUAACUCAGAAAUCGAUGCAAGAACAGUACAUUAAUUUCUUUAUAGAUCCCUUGCAGCCACUCACUCAAGAGAUGCCUCUAGAAGUAUAUGAAACAUUCGAGCAAGACGAAGCAAAGUACGAGGCUUAUGAAGAAGCCAUUGACUUGGCUGUUGCCGAUAUAUUGAACCAAAAGAAAAAGGACCGGCUCACCAUUCUUGUUGUCGGUCCUGGAAAAGGACCAUUACUUGCAUUUGCAGCCAAAUAUAUGGAUUCUGCAGAUAUUAUCGCCGUGGAAAAGAAUCCUAAGUGCAUCCCUGUCCUUCAUGAACAUAACAAAACUAUGUGGAAAAAUAAUAUUACCAUCAUCGAAGGUGAUAUUCGUGACAUUAUACUGACUUUGGGUCCAGUCGACCUAGCGAUAUCAGAGCUCAUUGGAUCAUUCGGAUUAAUGCUGACACAAUCAUGA